UUCCUCUUCCUCUCCGGUCACAGUCGUCUUUGACUUUGAAACAUGGCUGCUGUCAGGGAGAUAGCGUAGUCCAAGAACCCUGUCAGGCUCAUUAUUGGAGCUCUGUGGUCGUGUAUUUUCCCUCAGAGCCGUCGUGCGUAGGUUUCGGACAUGUCAGAGAAAGAGGUCGGUAAAGGGAAGGAGAGUCCCGGGGAAAAAGGUUACAGGACACCCGGUCUGCGGGGCGCACAGACCACCACCCUGUUCCGAGCUGUCAACCCUGAGCUCUUCAUAAAACCUAACAAACCAGUGAUGGUGUUUGGACUGGUGACCAUCACCCUGUGUGUGGGCUACCUGGGCUACCUGCACGCCAUCAAAGAAAAUGACCAGCAGCUAUACGAGGCCAUCGACAGUGAGGGAGAGAGAUACAUGAGGAGAAAGACCUCCAAAUGGGACUGAUGUGUGUGUGUGUGUGUGAUUAUAUACUGCGAGGACAGAGUGAAUUAUAACCUGGCUGGACUGAAACAAGGACAAUGGACAAGUUUUCUCUAAAUUCUUAAAUGUACCUGCCAGGCUUUCUCAACACAACAAUAAGCUAAAACUACAAAAUAAAGGCAGGCACAAUGUUCAGUGUGAUGAGCAUCAUACUUGACGUGAAUUUCCCUCGGGAUAAAUAAACUAUCUAUCUAUCUAUC
This is a messenger RNA of Dicentrarchus labrax (European seabass), 674 nucleotides long. RefSeq names its product small integral membrane protein 8 (gene smim8). The transcript has 2 exons. NCBI's taxonomy places the organism in Eukaryota, Metazoa, Chordata, Actinopteri, Moronidae. Bases 151 to 438 code for a protein of 95 amino acids. The record is from RefSeq and is a predicted model, not a curated record.